Molecule: messenger RNA, 1711 nt
Organism: Hydra vulgaris (swiftwater hydra)
Lineage: Eukaryota; Metazoa; Cnidaria; Hydrozoa; Anthoathecata; Hydridae
Product: DNA-directed primase/polymerase protein
Biological process (GO): error-prone translesion synthesis; mitochondrial DNA replication; replication fork processing
Cellular component (GO): nucleus; mitochondrial matrix
Molecular function (GO): DNA-directed DNA polymerase activity; chromatin binding
Source: RefSeq, a predicted model, not a curated record
CAGUCAAAUCUAGUAUGGAUAUAAAAGUAUCCUUUAAGGUCUCUUCAUUUUAUGGAGCUACUAGAAAAGAAUAUUUGUAUCAGUUGAAAAAAAAGCAUCAUUUAACUGAAUGCAAGAAACAUUCUUUGCGAUAUUCAACAAUUUAUCAGAGGAAUUCAUACUUUGAUGAACGAAUUGUUUGGAAGUGGUUUCCUCGACAACGAGAUGCUUUUAAUUAUUGCAGUUUGACUAAAGAGAAAUAUCUUUGUUUGUUUACCUAUGAAAAAGUUGAUAGUAAGCGUAAAUUUUUAGUCACAUCUCACCAACAGUUUUGGAAUAGAUACUCUAAAAUGAAAUCAUCUGAAAAACAUUUUUAUGAAGUUAUAGCAGAGUCUAAACCUUGUCGCUUAUAUUUUGACAUUGAAUUUGAUAAAACUAAGAAUCCAAAUUUAGGUAAUGGUAUUGAAGUAUUAGAGACUUUUAUUCAACUUGUUUGUUCCUGUCUUCAUUCACGUUUCAAAAUCACCUUAGGUCGUAAAAAUGUUGUUGAUUUAGACUCAAGUACUGAAAAUAAAUUUUCGAGACAUUUAAUUUUUCACCUUGGAGAUAAUACUCUUUUUAUAAAUAACAUUGAGUGUGGACAAUUCGUAAAAUCAAUAUGUUUAUGUUUGAGUGAUUACUUAAAUACUGGUGUAUCAAAUAGUUAUUUUUCUAAUGAUAAGUUUGAAAGAGUUACAGAAGCUAUGCCAUCAAUUGAAAGUUUACACAAAAUAAUGGUAAAUAAUGAUGAAGGUAAAACGUUUUUAUGUGAUUUAUCUGUUUAUUCAAAGAAUCGCAACUUUCGUCUUUAUCUAUCCAGCAAGUUUUCGAAAAAAAUACCAUUGACAAUUGCUUCUGAAAACGUAUUUUGUUUUAAAAACAAACUUACAAAAUCAGAACGAAGAUUUUACAAACUUCAAAAUAAAACAUUUGAUAAAGAUUAUUGUCAAUUUUGUGAUACUUUAGUAUGCCCAGAUAUAGAUGGGAACAUACGUAUGCUAACUUCUGUUGGAGAUGCAUUACCUGUAACUAGUUCAAUCAAUCCAGUCUGCCUAGUAACAUGUAAAGAAAGAAGAUGUGAUGGUUUUAAAGUAUCUCCGUAUCCAGACCUUGAUCAGUUUGUUCUCCAACAAGCAUCUAUUAAUAGUUUAAAUGGUUCGAUACGACGAUGGAUACAUUACGAGGAAAGACACAUGAUGAUCUACGAUCUUGAUAACAAUCGAUGGUGUGCUAACAUAGGACGAGAACAUAAAAGUAACCAUGUUUACUACGUUGCUGACCUUCGUUCUAAAGUUGUUUACCAAAAAUGCCACGAUCCGAACUGUGCCAAUUUUAAGUCCUCAGAAAUACAAAUACCAAUUGAAGUCCUACCCUUUACCGAUAAUGACGUCAUAGAGCAGUUUGAGAUUUCUACUGACGAAUACCUAAAUAUGAUGUUUAGUGAGGACUUUUUGCCCGAUACAAAUGUACUAGAGAAAAUUAAUUCAGAUCAGCAUGUUCAAUAUGAAAAUGAUACAAAUGUACUAGAGAAACGUAACUUAGAUAAACAAGUUCAAUAUGAAAAUGAUAACGACAUAUCAAUAAACAGUAAGGAAUUUGACGCAUUAUUUGAAGAGGAUCUACCGAUUGAUCUUUUAUGUUCGGAGAGUUGAAUUUAUUGUUUAUAGUGAUUAAAUUAUUUAAUUAUUGUUAA